UGCAUCUUCAAUCUAGAAGCCAUUGACACGAAACAUUCCAGUCGCUCACCAUACAAAGCCACCCCACAAGCACUACAAUCAUGGACCCCUACUCGCCCGAGGGAGAGCUCAUAAACAUCCACUCGGCCUUCCACGCUGGCGCCUACCAGCAGGUUCUCGACUUCGAUACUUCAAAUUUCUCCUCGUCAAAUGCGCUUCCCGUUCGCGUCCUCCAGCUCCGCAGUCAAAUCGCGCUCGGCCAAGCACAAGCCGUGUCCAACGAACUCGCAUCCGAGAAGACACCAGAUCUGAUCGCAGUGAAGCUACUAGCCGACUAUGAGCAGUCCAAGGACGUAUUAAGCCAGGCGAAGAAGCUGACAGAGCAACAUGGGCAGGACAACUUGACGGUGCAGCUUUGCGUGGGCAUGAUAUUAGAAAGGGCGGGCGAGACUGAGGCCGCGCUCAAUGUGUUGAGCAAGCACCAAGGCAGUUUGGACGCCGUUGCACUCAUCGUACAAAUCCACCUCCAACAAAACCGCACAGAUCUCGCUGCAAAAGAGGCUCAGCGUGCACGGAAAUGGGCACAAGACAGCCUGCUUGUCAACAUCGCAGAGAGCUGGGUUGGCAUGCGAGAAGGCGGCGAGAAGUACCAAUCUGCAUUCUACGUCUUCGAAGAGCUAGCCACGAGCUCUCAAUCCACCUCCCCACACUCCCUCGUCGCACAGGCCGUAUCAGAACUCCACCUCGGCCGCCUCCCGGAAGCCGAAGCCGCUCUACAACAAGCGCUUUCCAUCGACGGCACUUCUGCCGACACACUCGCCAACCUCAUCGUCCUUAACACGCUGCUUGGUAAGAAGGAGGACGCUGAGCAACUGAAGUCACAACUGCAAUCUUCGGCACCACAGCAUAGGGCUAUUGCAGACUGGGCGAGCAAGAAAGAGGAGUUUGCAAAGGCGGCAGCAAAAUACACGCCAAAGUUCGAGGUUGCCUCAUAGGAGGAGCGGGUAGUGCACGGAGAGAUGUAUGCUGAGGGUAAUGCUUUCGCGCAUUUGGUGUCUACGGGAGUAGCCCAAGAUUAGGCGUAGGGAGAUAUGGUUCGAUGUACACCCCUCGAGAUGAAAGUGACAAUACUGAGUCGAGACUAGACGCUUGUCAGUCUCUAUAGUGCAUUAAGAUUCGUCGAGACCACACAUGGCUUGAGAUAUCAUAGCAAGACUUUGAAAGUCCUCGAGACCGCAGUACCUAGACCUUCGUAUUAUCUGUCACUGAUCUCACUCAUACACUUUUUCAAGGGUAAACGACCACUAACCUCAUCAUUAGCAAUCUCCAAUGGGAACCAAGUACCCCACCACAUGUAUUCUACUCAUCUACGGCUCAAUCUUACCCGAAAGCGCCACGCGCCAUUUCGUAUGGCUGGCCUUACAGGCUGCCUGCAAGCAUC
Messenger RNA from Alternaria alternata, 1420 nucleotides. RefSeq lists its product as hypothetical. Gene Ontology annotation, molecular function: structural molecule activity; protein binding. Lineage: Eukaryota; Fungi; Ascomycota; Dothideomycetes; Pleosporales; Pleosporaceae. The transcript has 4 exons. The coding region runs from base 81 to 974 and encodes 297 amino acids. Gene Ontology annotation, cellular component: COPI vesicle coat. Gene Ontology annotation, biological process: intra-Golgi vesicle-mediated transport; retrograde vesicle-mediated transport, Golgi to endoplasmic reticulum; endoplasmic reticulum to Golgi vesicle-mediated transport. The record is from RefSeq and is a predicted model, not a curated record.